GGGGAAUCUGCCUUUGCGCGUCUUCUGGUUUUCUUUUUCCUCAUUUUCUCUUAAUUUAUCGAAUCUCUCUUCCCCCUCUCUCUCUCUCUCCGCUCAUUCUAGGGUUAGGGUUCCGAUUCUGCAGAGAUUUGUCUCUAUUAUUUUGUCAACUCGUGCUCGUGUUUUGUCCAAACUCCAUUGAUUCAACAUUCUAUUUCAUAAGUUGAAAAAAAAAAAAAGUAAUGUAUACCUCGGAGGGAACCCCUGAUUUUGUUGCUGACCAGGGCAUGUAUUACCCUGUUGAUCCCAAUUAUGCCUAUUAUUGUACAGGUUAUGAGUCACCCGGAGAAUGGGAAAACCAUCAGAUGUUUUUUGGUGUAGAUGGUUCACAACAACUCCAGUACCAGGGUGGGCAGAAUGAAAAUUCUCCCUAUAUAUACUAUACGCCUAGUUAUGGAUAUGCACAGUCUCCUUACAAUCCAUUCAAUCCUUACAUCCCUGGCGCUGAUUCUCCUUUUGUUACUUCCCAACAAUUCUACCCUCUUCCUCCUUACCAGAAUGUCGCGUCAUCAUCCCCUGCGUUUGUUCCCUAUGCAGUUCAACCUGAUACCGUCUCCAGUAGCUCAACGAACUCUGUGGUGGAGACUGGUUCAGCAGCUAAUAGGGGUCGAUCUGACGGGAGAGGAUCCAGGAGCAGAAAUGCUUCGGCAGCAACUGAUGGAAUCCAGAGGAGUGCUCCAAAACUCCCUGCAUCUAACAGAUCCUCUGAGAAGCCAAGGCCUAACCCUGGAGGACAGAACAGACCACUAGGAACGGAGAAGAGCGAUUCCACGGGAUUUCCUACUCUCCAGGGAACAGCUACUUCUGUUAGCUCUCAACCCGAUAACGUCGUUUCCAGUAGCAGAGUCUCGUCAUCUGGACAACUAGACAUUGCUCCAACUGAACGUAGUGGUUUUUCAUCCACUGCGACAAACAAUAACAAUCCCCGUCCCAAGCUAUAUGGUGUGCAUGCAAAUAUAAGUUCAGAUGCUGUCAGUCAACAAAAUCGAGGUUCAAGAUCGAGAGGGUCGAGAAAUCAACUAGUCGUUAAAGCCUAUACAACAAAGGCUGGAAAUGCUGACGCUGAAGGAAAUAUUGUUAUCGAUCCCAAUCAGUAUAAUAAGGCAGAUCUCCAAAUCGAUUACACCAAUGCCAAGUUUUUUGUGAUUAAAUCUUAUAGUGAAGAUGAUGUUCACAAGAGCAUCAAAUACAGUGUCUGGUCAUCUACUUUGCAUGGGAACAAGAAGUUGCAGAGUGCAUAUGAAGACGCUCAGAGAAUAGCCAACGAGAAGUCUUGUGAAUGCCCAAUAUUCUUAUUCUUUUCUGUCAAUGCCAGUGGUUUGUUCUGUGGCAUGGCUGAGAUGACCGGUCCAGUUUCCUUUGACAAAGACAUGGAUUUUUGGCAGCAAGACAAGUGGAGUGGAAGCUUUCCUGUCAAAUGGCACAUCAUUAAAGAUGUUCCCAAUAGCUAUUUCAGGCAUAUCAUACUACACAACAAUGAGAAUAAGCCGGUCACUAACAGUCGAGACACACAAGAGAUAAUGCUGAAACAAGGUCUAGAGGUGCUAAAGAUAUUCAAAAGCCAUGCGGAAAGGACUUCGUUACUAGAUGAUUUCGCGUAUUACGAAAACCGCCAGAGAGUCAUGUACGAUGAGAGAAACAGGCUGCCGUACAGAAGCUUCCUUAGCCCUGUGCCAGUAACCAGACUUGAUUUCUCUGACAGAAACAAGAAAAACUCUAUGGAUGCCUUCAAGAUACCUUCAGUGACCUCUUCUGCAGAAACCAAGGAGGUUCCUUCGAAGUCAGAUGACAAUGAGGAGACCACCGUAAAGGAAGGUAGUAAAGAAGAUACUACUUUCAUUCAGAAGAUCAGCACCCUCACCAUUAAGCCAGCUGAUACAGACUCCAACCCAGCCACUGGUUCGCACCUCAACCAGAGUCAAGCGAAGUCUAAACCAGCCCCCUCUGUCUCUGACAAGAAAACAGACCCUCCUGAAGUGGUUGAUUCUCUUCUUUCUGAAGACAGUGACACUGUCAAAGUUGGAUCACUUCCCAUCAAAGUUACCGGGUCUCCUCCAAUUGUAACAGUUGGUACUAUUCCUCUGGACCCCAGUUCACUUCAGAAGAAGUAAGCCCCUGGUUUUGUUUAUUCUCUCAUCUGUUUCCUUAAAUUUGAUCCUCCCCUAAAGACUAAAAGUUAUUUCCUGCAUUAUACUCCUGCUGCAUCAUAUCUGCCAAAUGUGGUAUGAGAUGCCUCCUGUUUGUAUAGCUGAGUGUGAGUCUUCACUGGUGACUUGAGAAACCGCGGUUAGGUCAAACGCGAAAAAGGGUAUCGUUGGUUUGGGGGGGUUAGCGGUUGCGUUUUGCUUAUUUUGGAUUGACCUGAGAAUUAUUGCGUUUUGAGUAUUCUUCUGUUUUCUUAACUGUGAAAUUCCCAGUUUUACAUUUCCUUGUAUGUUGGUCGUUUUGUUUCAACUCAAAAGAGUUUUAAAAAUUGGAUAUUAAAUAUUUCUUUUUCUGG
Molecule: messenger RNA, 2539 nt
Organism: Eruca vesicaria subsp. sativa (arugula)
Lineage: Eukaryota; Viridiplantae; Streptophyta; Magnoliopsida; Brassicales; Brassicaceae
Source: the annotation of a GenBank genome assembly